GGCGGCGCCCAGCGGAGUAGAGGCCGCGAUUGGGGUUUGCUGAGGCUGACUCCCUUUCCCACUACCGCGUUGGACGCAAAGCGCCGCGAGCCCAGAGGACGGGGGCCGGGCGGGGACAGGGGUACCUGCGUAGCUGGACCGCGAGCCCGCGCCCAGCCUGCGCCGCCCCCACCCGGCCCCGGCCCGAAACCAUCCGUUCCCGGCCUCCUCUCGGUCUGACCCACUGCCCGGCCGUGGUUCGCCACCACCAGGCCUCCAAAGCUGAGCUCUCUCCUCCAGCCUGGGCUCAGCUCCACUUUAGAGAUGUUUGGCCUCUUCCCUCCCAGACAGCCCGCCUUCAAAACCGGGACUCCUGGACUGGCGCCUGGCCCCCUUUCCCUCCACUGAGACUCCACCUCGCUCUAACCCACUUCUUCCUCAGAUUCUUGGUUCUCCCUGGCUUGGAGACUGCUCACUUCCCUUCCAGAUUAAUCCCUGACGUCCCCAAAUAUUAUCAGCCUUGACACCCCCCCUCAGCCUGGAGCCAGACUUCCUUUUGGAUUAACCUCCACAGCCCUAUCAUGGAGGCUGUGUACAUGAUAGUGAAUGGGGUGGGCCUUGUGCUGGACCUGCUGACCUUGGUGUUGGACCUCAACUUCCUGCUGGUGUCCUCCCUUCUGGCUUCCCUGGCCUGGCUCCUGGCCUUCAUCUACAACCUGCCACACACGGUACUGACUAGUCUUUUGCACUUGGGCCGCGGAGUCCUGCUUUCAUUGCUGGCCUUGAUCGAAGCCUUGGUCCGGUUCACCUUUGGGGGCCUGCAGGCCUUGUGUACCUUGCUGUACAGCUGCUGCUCUGGCCUGGAGAGUUUAAAGCUCCUGGGGCACCUGGCGUCUCACGGGGCACUGAGGAGCCGGGAGAUACUGCACCGGGGUGUUCUCAAUGUGGUCUCCAGUGGCCAUGCUUUGCUGCGCCAGGCCUGUGACAUCUGUGCCAUUGCCAUGAGCCUGGUGGCCUACGUGAUCAACAGCCUGGUCAACAUCUGCCUCAUUGGCACUCAGAACCUUUUCUCCCUGAUGCUGGCGCUGUGGGAUGCAGUGAUGGGGCCACUGUGGAGGCUGACGGACAUUGUAGCUGCCUUCCUAGCCCACAUUUCCAGCAGUGCCGUGGCCAUGGCCAUCCUCCUCUGGACCCCCUGCCAGCUAGCACUGGAGCUCCUAGCAUCAGCUGCCCGCCUCCUGACCAGCUUCGUGCUUGUCAACGUCACCGGCCUGGUGCUGCUGGCUUGCGUGCUGGCAGUGAUGGUGACUGUGCUGCACCCGGACCUCACCCUGAGCCUGGCCACCCGGGCGCUCAGUCAGCUCUGUGCCUGGCCAUCCUACCACCGGCUUCGAGAGGAUGUCGUGCGGCUGUCUCGCCUAGCCCUGGACUUGGAGGCCUGGCGCCGGGUCUGGAGCCGCAGCCUGCAGCUGGCCACGUGGCCGAACCGGGGAGGGGCUCCUGGGGCCCCUCAGGGCGGCCCGAGGAGGGUGCCUUCAGCCAGGACCUGGCGACAGGACACUCUUCCCGAAGCAGGGCCCAGAUCAGAGGUAGGAGAGGAGGAAGAGGUCGGGAUGGCCAGAGCAACACCUGCCCGUGGCCGGGAGAGGCUCAAUGAGGAGGAGUCUGUAGCUGGGCAAGACCCCUGGAAGUUGCUCAAGGAGCAAGAGGAGCGGAAGAAGUGUGUCAUCUGCCAGGACCAGAGCAAGACAGUGCUGCUUCUGCCCUGUCGGCACCUGUGCCUGUGCCAGGCUUGCACUGAAAUCCUCAUGCGCCACCCCAUCUACCACCGCAACUGCCCGCUCUGCCGCCGGGGCAUUCUGCAGACCCUCAACGUCUACCUCUGAAGACGCCUUUCCUGCCUGCCCGCUCUUCCAUGCUCCGUGAAGCCACCUGCGCUAGGACAGCUUUAACACCUGACCUCUUGGUUCCUGGCCUGAAUCCCCUCCCGCCCCCAUGGCCGUCACGCCGAGCCUCCAAUCCGUACGUCCAGGACACUGAGAUAGGAUAACUCUGGAAGACUAUGAGCUGGGUGGGGCAGGGUAACAGCUCUUCCUUACCCAGUGCGUCCCUGUGUGAUGCCAGAGGUGGUGAGUGUGUCACUAUGCAAGGCCCUGAGACUGCUGUGGACUCCCCUCCAGCUUGCCAGGGCCCAUCCAGAUGCCAACCUUUGGGGCUCCCCCUCUACUUCUGGUUUUUCUUUUGGGAACUUGCAGGUCCUCUCCCUGGCCCCUCCCCAUUUCCUCCCCAGCUUCUGCAGCCACAACACAUCACUGUCGUUUGGAUGUUUUGGUAACUCAAGGGCCUUGGAACGAACUUGAACCUUUGCUUUCAGCCAGAGCACCUGUGCACUGGUAGGCCUCGGGGAUAGUAUCUCUCAGGUGCCCUUAGAGUUACCACUUCUGCCUGUCUUGAUCUUAUGAGGCUCCCUCCCAACCCGAUCCAACAGCUAGGAUCAAGAGUUUACCCCUCGGGGGGGUGGGUGUCUGCACCUGGCUUUGGGACCAUAUUACCCUCUGGCACCCCAGCUCCACUGGGAGCCUCAGGAGGGAUAACCAGAUUUCUACUCCUACCCCUUUCACUCCCCACAUCACAGAGAACAGUGGCAUUUCCCUUCUGUUUGUCUCUCCCGGGCAUUGGGGAGGUCAGACUGUGCACAUUUCACUAGGGUCCAAAUACGGAAGGGGCCAGCCUAGGAGUAUGCAGCUCCCUGAUGGGUCUGUCUGGCCCAGAUGGGUCUGCCGGCCCAGUUUCUGGUGAAUACAUUUCUGUUGACAGCUCUU
Messenger RNA from Callorhinus ursinus (northern fur seal), 2801 nucleotides. It is a transcript of the gene RNF26, whose product is annotated as ring finger protein 26. Gene Ontology annotation, molecular function: ubiquitin protein ligase activity. Gene Ontology annotation, biological process: ubiquitin-dependent protein catabolic process; protein ubiquitination. NCBI's taxonomy places the organism in Eukaryota, Metazoa, Chordata, Mammalia, Carnivora, Otariidae. The record is from RefSeq and is a predicted model, not a curated record.